Paramuricea clavata is the source of this 351-nucleotide messenger RNA. The record is from the annotation of a GenBank genome assembly. NCBI's taxonomy places the organism in Eukaryota, Metazoa, Cnidaria, Anthozoa, Malacalcyonacea, Plexauridae.
AUGGGAAUUCCAGAGAAAGUUCUUUUUUACGGCUUUCAGGGACUUUGUGACGCAUUCGUUAAGGCCUAUGGGGCUGUUAUCCAUCUGAAAUUGACCACCUCAAAUGGAAUGUUCCUUAACUUUGUUAUUGCCAAGACAAGAAUAUCUCCGAUCAAUAAACAGAUUAUUCCACGAUUGGAACUUCUCUCAGCAGUCAUAAUAGCAUGUGUUACCUACGAAGAACUUGAAACAAUCCUGACGGAGAUUGAGUGUGUUCUGAAUUCAAGGCCGCUGACUUAUGUCUUUACCAAAGACCUCAAGGAACCUUUGCCACCAUCCCACCUCCUUUUUAUUAUCGUUGCUUUCUGGUGA